Eremothecium gossypii ATCC 10895 is the source of this 465-nucleotide messenger RNA. RefSeq names its product E2 ubiquitin-conjugating protein UBC13 (gene UBC13). Gene Ontology annotation, molecular function: ubiquitin conjugating enzyme activity. The record is from RefSeq and is marked provisional. The coding region runs from base 1 to 465 and encodes 154 amino acids. The transcript is spliced from 2 exons. Lineage: Eukaryota; Fungi; Ascomycota; Saccharomycetes; Saccharomycetales; Saccharomycetaceae. Gene Ontology annotation, biological process: protein K63-linked ubiquitination; DNA damage tolerance. Gene Ontology annotation, cellular component: nucleus.
AUGGUGCCGUUACCCAAGAGAAUCAUCAAGGAGACCGAACGCCUCGUUAGCGACCCGGUACCCGGUAUCUCCGCCGAGCCGCACGAGGACAACCUCCGCUACUUCGACGUGUCCAUCGAGGGCCCCCAGCAAAGCCCCUACGAGCACGGCGUCUUCCGCCUGGAGCUCUUCCUCCCGGACGAGUACCCCAUGGAGCCUCCCAAGGUGCGCUUCUUGACCAAAAUCUACCAUCCCAACAUCGACAGGCUCGGCCGCAUCUGCCUCGACGUCCUCAAGACCAACUGGUCGCCUGCACUCCAGAUCCGUACCGUGCUAUUGUCUAUCCAGGCUUUGCUCGCGACGCCCAACCCGAACGACCCGUUGGCUAAUGACGUCGCGAAGGACUGGAUUGCAGAUGAGGCAGCCGCAACCGCAAAGGCGCGCGAGUGGACAGCCCUCUACGCCAAGCCUGCUGCGCCCCAGUAG